This is a messenger RNA of Capronia coronata CBS 617.96, 1017 nucleotides long. RefSeq lists its product as uncharacterized. The transcript has a single exon. Lineage: Eukaryota; Fungi; Ascomycota; Eurotiomycetes; Chaetothyriales; Herpotrichiellaceae. The coding region runs from base 1 to 1017 and encodes 338 amino acids. The record is from RefSeq and is a predicted model, not a curated record.
AUGGACACCACAUUGGAUAGCAAGCUCAUCGGUAAGAUGAUCCAUACGGACUACAACACAGAUCAUUGCAAUGAGAGGCAUGAGGAUGGCAGCGGAAGACCACAGUCAGCCUCCAUUUCCAAUCCUCCCAACAGGGACGUGCAGCACACCACCCUGGAUAGCAAGCUCAUCGGCAGGAUGAUUCAUGCGGAUUGCAACACACAUCAUUGCAAUGGAAAGCACGAAGAUGACAGCGAAAGGCCACAGCCAACCUCAAUCUCCAAUCCCCUCAACGGGGAAGUGCCGGCGCCAGAAUACUUACAUUGUGGAUUCUGGCCGAGGCCGCUGACCAACGCCGACGUGGACGAGGAGAGCCACGAACCGCGUGGUCUCCAUGACCACCAUUAUAUAGGCACCGGUCGGAGCAGACCGGUGGUGUUGACGUGGUCCAAAGGGCCGGAGUGGUCGACUAAGGCGAAUCCUCAGGGAAAUGGUCCGGCGGAUGACGACGACGAGCCCGAGACCAUACAAAAAGGCGGAGACCACCACUCGGUCGUGACAGACCAAUUCUCCAAGGCGGUCGACACAUGGAGAAUGAAAUUACAUGGUUCUGACUCUGGAGAAGAGAAGAACGACGAGAAAGGUAUGUGGUCAAACGUGAAGAAAAGUCCCCUAAGACAGAGCAUCCCACAAGCUAACGUCAAUUCCCGAGUUCAAGCCAGGAAGCCAUAUUCGGUGUUGAGACUAUUCGCCAGACGGAGCGCCAACGACCGGAACACUGGCAGCAUCGACGGCACCGUGGAGACCAGACAGAGCGUUUUUGACCAGGAGAUUGCUGCCGAAUGCCGGGCUCGCAGUGAAAUCAUGGAGUACGUCGACAACCUGGUCAAUCGGGGAGAUUUCGACGACGCAUAUGCGUGUAUUUGGCCGCUGGAGGAGUAUCGUCGCAACGGAUGGGCCGAGGAGAUGAUCUUUGCUUUUCCAAACGAGUGUUUGGAAUUCGUCGACAUGGUGCACGCUCGCCAGAAGACGAGUUAG